Molecule: messenger RNA, 3788 nt
Organism: Xyrauchen texanus (razorback sucker)
Lineage: Eukaryota; Metazoa; Chordata; Actinopteri; Cypriniformes; Catostomidae
Product: forkhead box protein O3-like
Exons: 4
Coding region: 704-2662 (652 amino acids)
Biological process (GO): regulation of transcription by RNA polymerase II
Cellular component (GO): nucleus; mitochondrial matrix
Molecular function (GO): DNA-binding transcription factor activity, RNA polymerase II-specific; RNA polymerase II cis-regulatory region sequence-specific DNA binding
Source: RefSeq, a predicted model, not a curated record
UCGAGCUCGCUUGAGUGCUGAUAGAAUUGCAGUUAGCCCUCCUGUAACUGCGGACAGCGAGGGGCUUUCUGGAAGUGAAUUUUCCGCAAAGUAAAAUAAAGCUAAAGCGUGACAUCGAGCGGUUCGUCACGCGCAACACACUGACAAUAAGCGGGAGUUUCGUUUCUACCUUUUAACUGUUAAAGAGACUCCGGAAUUAGAAGGAACAUCGGGUUAAACUGGCACAUGACAACAAAAUAUCACUGCUUUCUGUGAGAACGCGCAGUUUUGUUCUCGUUCGUGUAGCUGUCUUGAUCUGACAUAACGGCGUUUUGAUCAAAAGCCCCGCUGAAUGUGCUGUGGCUCUGGCAGUUCUUUUGUCACUACAGUGACUUGCUGCUUGUGAUGGUUGUGUGCGGUGACGUUGUGGAGCUUUGUCCGUGGCUAUUGGCGAGGUGCACUGGAGAGAUAGUUGUAUUACAUCAGUGCACCAAGUGAUUGGGAGUGCGACAUAGAGAGGAAGACUGCGGGAUCUGACCGUGUCUGAGUGAAUGCUGGAGAGGUGUUAAUGUUCGUUGAGAUUUGCACUAGUCGUUCAAGAAGCGUUGAGCCCCAGUUAGAAUAGAAGAGACGCAUUCAUGGAAUGCGACUGUGACCGCGUCCCACUGCUUAUCUAACUUUGAACUAGUGAGUACCGGGGGAGAGACGAAGGCUGGAAGAGGCGAUGACGGAAACAAGCCUGGAGCCACUGUCCGACCUGGACAUUGCCAUUGAUCCGGACUUUGAGCCGCAAACGCGCCCGAGAUCAUGCACUUGGCCGCUGCCGGAGUCCAGCUCGGUGAAGCCAGCGUUCCAUGACACUGACAUCAUCCCCGAGGAAGAGGAUGAGGAGGAUGACAGCGCAAUGGCAAUCAACGCCAAUGGCACGGGUGCAAGAGAGGACAGCGGCAGUCCAAGUCUGGCCGAAGGAUUGCUUGUCACAAGCGGUCAGGAGAACAUGGGUUCCCCACUCUCCUCUCAGUCCCCACCCGCGUCUACAUCGAGCCCGGGGGUGAGCGGUCAGGGCAGCCAACAGCAAACUCCCCGGAAGUCAUCCGCGCGUAGGAACGCCUGGGGCAAUCUGUCCUACGCAGACCUAAUUACUAAAGCCAUAGAGAGUGCCCCAGACAAGAGACUGACACUGUCCCAGAUCUAUGACUGGAUGGUCAGAAGCGUCCCCUACUUUAAAGACAAAGGCGACAGCAACAGCUCAGCUGGUUGGAAGAACUCCAUACGGCAUAAUCUGUCCUUGCAUAGCCGUUUCAUCCGUGUACAGAAUGAGGGAACUGGAAAGAGCUCUUGGUGGAUGAUCAAUCCUGAAGGGGGGCGGGGAGGCAAAGCACCAAGGCGACGUGCAGUCUCCAUGGACAAUGGUAACAAAUACACGAAGAGUGCACGAGGGCGUGCGGCCAAGAAAAAGGCAGCAUUGCAGGCUGCCCAAGAGGGUUCGCUGGAGAACGUAUCUGGUGGUGGUCUUUCCAAGUGGCCAGGAAGUCCCACUUCCCGCAGCAGUGAUGAACUGGAAACCUGUUGGACUGACUUCCGCUCACGAACUAACUCCAAUGCUAGUACCUUGAGUGGACGUCUGUCACCCAUUCUGGCCAACCCAGAGCUUGAUGAUGUCCCAGAUGGCCCACCCCUUUCCCCAAUGCUCUACUCCAGCCCCAGCAGCCUCUCUCCUCCCUCAUCCUCCUCGUCCAACUCCAAAACCUGCCCAGCUGAACUUCCAGGGCUAGCUGACCUGACUGGCACAAUGAACCUCAAUGAGGCUGACAACCUAAUGGACGAUCUGUUGGACAACAUCACCACACAAGUGCAGGCAGUUCAAGGAUCUUCCGCUUUCAAUUUUGGAUCCAAAAACACAACAUCUCCUCCUAGCUCCACUUCAUCCCAAACUGUGGGCAACAACAGUGGAGGAUUCAGUAUCAUCCUGCCUUCGACAGGAGGGCUACGUCAGACACCCAUGCAAACCAUCCAGGAAAACAAACAAACAACAUUCUCUAGUAUUUCUUGUUUUGGGAACUCUCUUCAAGAGUUGCUGAACUCUGAUUCCUUGGUCUCUCACAGUCAUAGUGAUGUCAUGAUGACGCAGUCAGACCCACUCAUAUCACAGGCCAGUGCUGCAGUCACCUCUCAGAACUCCCGCCUCCGCAAUGGCCUUAUGCUCCGUAAUGAUCCCAUGAUGUCAUCAUUCAGUUCUGUGCUAAAUGGACGAAGCACCCAUCUCCAGAACAAGCAACAUCAUCAGGCGUCCAGUGCCAAGGGUGCUUUGCGUUCCCUCUCCAACAACAGGGUGCAAAGUCUUGCUAAUGAUGCUAAUAAUUUAGUCUCUGCAAAGCAGCACCUCCAGCCACAACCCUCCAUGUUGAUGACUGAGACUUCACUUUACACUGGGCUGAAUGGAAGUAUUGGGAUGGGGAUCUGUCACCCCUCAGGAACAGACCGUUUUCCCUCAGACUUGGACCUGGACAUUUUUAAUGGGAGUCUGGAUUGUGAUGUGGAUUCGAUAAUCCGCUCAGAACUAAUGGACUCUGAUGGACUGGAUUUUAACUUUGAUGCAUUGGUGCAAAAUGCUGUUAGUCUGAAUCCUGUGGGAAACUUCACCGGGACAAAGCAGUCCAAUCAAAGUUGGAUACCCGGCUGACAGCAGUCACAUAGGCUCUGAACGGCAAAGAUAACAACAAACAAAAGAAUGAAAACCUGCACAAAAACCCUUCCAACACAGACUUGAAGUACCCUUUGCCAAGUAUGUUGCCUACAGCAAACACUGGAUGAUAUGCCUGUUUGCAGGACUAUCUGAUUGCAACAUCCUGAAGAACUUCACCUACAGUUCAAGACAAUUACAAUAGACUGCCCAAUGGAGAGACACAAAAUAUCAGUGAACUGACAGAUCAUUAUGCAACAUCAUGCAAUGAUUGAAAGAAUCCCAAGUCAUAAAAUAUAAUUGUUUUUUUUACGACAAACAGAGGCCUGUGGUAACUACUAUCAUUGAUAAAAGUAGUUUCCUUUGUUGGGUUCUCUAUAUUCUUUCUCUGUUUUCCCUAACAUAUAAAUGAUUGGUUAGUUUUGUCAUCUUCUAUGCACUAUCUGUGUUGUCAUUGGUCAAUAUAAGAAUACAGCUAAAAGGUUGAGAGUUAAAGCUGAAGUAUGUCACUUUUUCUGUUUAAAUACUUUCGCCUAUCCCAGCUUAAUAUGGUGAGAAAAUAUUAGUAAGCCAUUCAAAGGUUCAUUUUCUCGAAAACUAAAAACACAGUUUUUUUUUUUUAUUGCUCGGUUUGUUUUGAGCAACCCGACUAGACACAACAAUGUUACUCAACCAACAGUUUGAAUUAGGGGUGGGAAUAUCUCUUUGUUUGACAAACGUAUUCAGAAAGCUGUUUGUAAAACAACGUUUAUUUUUGCAAUUCCGUUGGGAGGUGCAAAAUUACAUACUUCAGCUUUAACCUGGAGAAUUUCGGAUGUAGAGCACUUCAUCCUGUGCUUUUAUUUUUAAUUCACUGUUACCAUACAGUAGUUAGUUACCAAUCUGAAAUAUAGUUGCCUCAUAACAAUACUGAAGUAAUAUGUUUUUGUGACAGAAUAUAACCAUAUAAGGAGUAAUUACUUGUGUGUGAUAUCUGUAACUGUACAAAAAAAAGAAAAGAAAAAAAAAGAGUGGUACAUUGAAAGCUUGUCAGGUGGAGGCAUCUUAUUUAGCCAGCAAAGUUAUGUCUGGACUUUUUGCAUUUAAAUGUAGCCAAAAGUAAUGAAUAAAUAAAUAUUUACUUGCA